Messenger RNA from Mugil cephalus (flathead mullet), 3030 nucleotides. Its product is annotated as properdin-like. NCBI's taxonomy places the organism in Eukaryota, Metazoa, Chordata, Actinopteri, Mugiliformes, Mugilidae. The transcript is spliced from 11 exons. The record is from RefSeq and is a predicted model, not a curated record. The coding region runs from base 111 to 1805 and encodes 564 amino acids.
GAUCCAGACCCUGGGGGCCGUCGCGGUGAACUGACCUACUGCUGUCUGAGGGAGGAGUGGAGCUGCAGGCUGUCAGCGGGAAACAGAGAGCGCGCUGCAGUAACAGGACGAUGGAGGUUCUUAAGGGUUUGCUGCUUCUGGUCGUGCUGCUGGUUUCUGUGGAGCGUUCAGAUUGUGUGAGAUGUUUCGCAAAGUUUUACCUGGACUCAGGUGAGUGUGAUGAAGAGCUCGGCGAGGUGGACGAAGAUGACUGCUGUCAGAAUCCACAGUACGGUUACCAGGCAACAGACGGAGAGUGUCGGUCCUGUGGUCCUCCAGUGUGGUCUCCCUGGUCGCCAUGGUCACCGUGUAACGUCCUACGUGGAGAUGGAGUCAGGCAGAAAAGAAGGCAGUGUUUCGGCCUCGGCGAUUGUGAGAACGCCGAUGACAAAUUGCAGACGGAGCCCUGCAACGGCACCUGCUUCGAUGAUGAGGGGUGGGCCUUGUGGUCUCCCUGGUCUACCUGCUCGGUCACCUGUGGAGGAGUUGGAGUGAGGAAGAGAGAGAGAGUCUGCGCCAGUCAUCCUGACUGUCGCAUCGCCUGCAGUGGUCCUUCAGAAGAGACAGAGGGCUGCACGUCUCUCAACGCCUGCCCAGUCCACGGUGGUUGGUCCCCUUGGUCCAGUUGGUCUGAUUGCUCUGGUUCGUGUAUUGACGCCACCACCCCCACCAGAGAGAGAUGGCGUUCCUGCUCUGACCCCGCCCCCUCCAGUGACACAGAGCCACAUGGCAAAAGUUGCCCUGGAGACGACUCCCAAACGCAAAGCUGCAGCGAGAUCCCCAACUGCCCAGUGGACGGCAAUUGGGGUGCGUGGUCACCGCCCGGGCCGUGCUCCGUUACCUGUGGGGAGGGGCUUCGGCUGUCAAACAGGAAGUGUGAUAGCCCCACCCCUAAAUAUGGCGGGCGAAACUGUGAUGGACCGAGCAGUCAAAGCAGCGUCUGUCAGAGUCCCUGUCCUGUCGACGGGUUCUGGUCCGGUUGGUCAUCUUGGAGCGAGUGUUCAGCUUCUUGUUUGUCACCUAACAAAGCUUCUGUCAGGAGUCGGCAACGCUCCUGUUCUAACCCCGAACCUUCGUCCACACCACGCGGUGCACCUUGCCGGGGUGAACUAAGCCAAUCGGAGCAAUGCCAUUGGCUGCCUCAUUGUCCAGUGGACGGAGGCUGGGGGCCUUGGUCUCCCUUCUCUCCCUGUGCUGUUACUUGUGGGGUUGGGGCUCAGGUAUCAGUGAGGAAAUGUGACAGCCCCAUCCCCAAGUAUGGCGGCCGUCCAUGUCCCGGAGAGGGACGUCAGACGACCAUCUGUCACACCAACACCCACUGUCCAGUUGACGGGCUGUGGUCAGAGUGGUCGCCAUGGAGUGACUGUAUAUCCGGUUAUGAUGGUAAGACUAUCACGUGCAAGAAACUUGGCGGAAAACAAAUUCGAGAGCGCGAGUGUCUCCAUCGAGCUCACAACGGCACCCUCUGCGCCGGAUUCCGCUUGUUGGACAGAAGAGUCUGCUAUGACGUCAAAGGAUGUUACAUUAAGGGAAGCUGGGGUGGCUGGGAGUCGUGGAGUUUGUGUAAGCCUCCUUGUGGAGCGGGCUCAAGACGUACCAGGACAAGACUCUGUAAUCCUGAUUACAGCGGAUACAGUCGUACCAUCGGUCGUCAGAGGGAAGAGGCGACAUUCUUUGGAAGGCCGCUGUUGGACUGCGGCCCGCUGCCCGUAGGGGAAAAGAAGGCUCAGGCUGAACCCUGUGUCAACGUUCCCCCCUGCACUUAACAACCUGCUGACCAACAACGACACUCAAGGUGCUCGUCAUCCUUCAUGAGGCUGUGUGUCCAGCUGCAGAGUUAUCAGAUAUUAUCAGCUUCAUGUAUUUAAAGUCACUUCCUCCAGAUGUUGCUGCUUGGGGCAGUAGCUUACAACCUCAAGCAAUAGCCCCACCGAAAGGUAAAUAUGAGAGAUCAUCAGGAGUGUUUGAAGAAGAAGAAGAAACAUAAAAAAUAAUUUCUUAUGGGUCUUACUGUUUUUUUAAUGCUAAAUCUUGAUAAAUAAAAUGAGUGGUAAAGUAUUUCAAAUUUUGCCCAGCUCAUUUGAAAUCUGUUAGCCACGCCCACUGCAUCCUUCGAGACCUGAGGAGUCUGAGCUCAGUCAGAUUGGUCCCAAAGAGCAUUAUGGUUUUAUAAGCUCUCUCAUAUGCAGAUCAGCAUGAAACGAAAAGGAAACAUCUGGUUACAAAGAUAUAAUCUAUUUUAAUUUUAAACAAAGAUGUGCUGUAGACCCCCUUCAGCACAGAGGGAAGCUUGAGGCAAACACUGUCACUUUCAACCACAAAAAUGGUGUCUUGCUGUAUUUCUUGGUGCCAAAACUGAAAAAUCAAAAACACUAACUUGAGGUUUUAUCACAUACCAGCUGCUGCCAGUCGUGGAAACUUUGGUUUGGCUUUGGUGAUUAAAAGAAAGGAGUGGAGUGAGACAAUCAACAACAAUGCCCACACUUCAUGUCAGAUAAGGUUAAUAUGUUACACAUCUUCAGUUACAGCCUGGAUAACGUCAUGGGUUAGAAUAAAUCAUAACUGAAAUCAUUGAUUCUUGUUACAUGUUAAUACUAAUGCUAACCGCUAGCUAAAGCAAGUUAGUUGCGUGUUUCAGGGGCAUUCAAGUAGAAAAAAAAAACAUGAAGGGGUCUAUAUACAACCAGUUGACAGAAAGGAUUGUUUCAUCCAGCCAGUAAGCAAUGCAAUGGAUAUUUGAGUAGUAGUAAUGAAAAACAUCGGACACAGCCAAUCCUUCUUUUUCUUUCUGUUUGCAUAGGUGACCUUUUUUUUUAAUUCUGAGAUUUAUUAUUGAUUAAUUGAUAAAGUAAAUGAAAAUUUUGAUUGUGCUUACUGUACCUAUGAUGGAAAUUGGCAGUGUUUUCCAGAAUUCUAUCUGUGCCUUGAGUUUUUCUAACACCGCUGUAAAAUUUGCCUCAAAUAGUAAAGUGUGUUUCUUGUUUAUCUGUA